Molecule: messenger RNA, 1749 nt
Organism: Lingula anatina
Lineage: Eukaryota; Metazoa; Brachiopoda; Lingulata; Lingulida; Lingulidae
Source: the annotation of a RefSeq genome assembly
AUUCCUUUUUUUUUAGUAGUUUCCUUGGUCUCCCCCAUUUUAGCAGUAAAAUAUGCCUUUAAUCAUCAUAAAGACAUUUUUUCAUUCAACCUAGUAGAUUUGGGUUCUUCAGUUCUGAGAAUUGAUGUAAUUUUUGAUGGUUACAGAACAACUUUUGCCUCUUUGGUUUGUUUUAUUGCACUUGGGGUUAUCUUUUUCUCUUUAGAUUACAUGAAGGGGGAGAAGAAUCAGGUUCGAUUUUAUUUUUUAUUUUUUUUUUUUAUUUUUAGAAUAUUAACUCUUAUUUUUAUUCCCCAUUUACCUGGCCUUUUUUUAGGUUGGGAUUUGUUGGGUAUGUCCUCAUUUCUUUUAGUGAGUUUCUAUAAAUCCUCAUCCGCUUCUAAAGGGGCUAUGUUGACGGCUCUUACUAGUCGGAUUGGGGAUGCUUUCCUUUUAAUCUUCUUAACUUUUUGUUCCUUAACCUACGGAAGUGUAGAUCCUGCUUUUUUAUCAGCUAAGAGUAUUCCAGUUAUUGUUGUUUUUUGUAUUAUUUUAGCAGCUAUAACUAAGAGGGCACAAACCCCAUUUAGUGGCUGACUUCCAGCAGCUAUAGCUGCACCCACACCUGUUUCUGCUCUUGUUCAUUCAUCAACCUUAGUGACAGCUGGUGUAUAUAUAUUAAUUCAAAAUUUUAGAGUUGUAUUACCAAUUUGUUGAUUAUUAUUAGGGAUUGGUGGAAUUACUAUAGUGCUUCCCGGUCUAAUAGCACUGUUUGAGACGGAUCUUAAACGAGUUGUUGCUCUGUCAACUCUAAGUCAGCUUGGAUUAAUGUUUUUUUACCUAGGGGCUGGGUUUAAAGAGUUAGCUUUUGCACAUAUGGCAUCACAUGCUGUGGUGAAAGCUCUCCUGUUUGUUAGUGUUGGAAUAGUAAUUUAUGCCAGAUGUCAUUGCCAAGACAUCAGUUUCUUAGGGGGUCGCCUAAACUCGAUACCAAUGGCUCAAGUGGGUUUCUUAGUAAGGUUACUGGGACUAGUCGGUUUUCCAUUUGUAGGGUGUUAUUAUAGGAAGCAUGCACUUAUUAGGGGUCUUAGGAGGGGAGUAUUUAGGGCUGGAGUACUUUUGGUUCUAUAUAUUGGGUUUUUUUUUACAGUAGCCUACAGGACUCGACUUCUUAGAGUAAUAGUUUUACUCAGGUCUGCUAAGGCUACACACCCUACUGUAGAAUAUAAAAGGUUCAGAUGAUGAAGAUCAUUAUCUGUUUUUAUGUUAAUAUUUGGCUUGGCUGUUCUCCCAUUUAUUAUCUACCCGUUAAGCGGGGUGAACACUGGAUUAGAGAUUAAAGCUAGAAAUAAUUGCUCCUAUAAUAUAACGAAUUCUUGAAUAGUAUUUGGAGCAUUUAUUGGGUGGCUGGCCCCACGAAUUUCACCCCAUUCACCAGAUUUAUUUAUAAGAGGUUGAAAUGAUCUUGCUAAGGAAAAAAUUGGUGAUCAUAGAAAAAAUAUCUCAGAGCGUUGUGAUUCCGGGUGAUGAGAGAUAUAUAGUGUAUUAGGGUUUUAUAAUGUCUUCUUAAAAGACUUAUGGCAACUUGAAAUUAAAGUCUAUGAAAAAUUUAAAUCUAGUGUCUUAGAAAAAGAUUCAUCUUUUUAUCCUUGGAUAGUAUCUAAAAUUGAUAGGAUAAUUGAGAAAUCUUGGGGUUUCUUUUAUUUUAUGGUUUGACUUUUAUGUGUUGUAAUGUGAGUUAUAUUUAUGAUUUGAUUAUUUUCUCUAUAG